Molecule: messenger RNA, 3104 nt
Organism: Pieris rapae (cabbage white)
Lineage: Eukaryota; Metazoa; Arthropoda; Insecta; Lepidoptera; Pieridae
Gene: Klp64D
Product: kinesin-like protein KIF3A
Exons: 15
Coding region: 154-2154 (666 amino acids)
Biological process (GO): microtubule-based movement
Molecular function (GO): microtubule binding; microtubule motor activity; ATP binding
Source: RefSeq, a predicted model, not a curated record
UCAUUUCGUGAGCGAGUCAACGAGACAACCGAAUUCAGUUUUUGGGGCCAAGGACAGUAUUGAUUUUUACUCAAUCUACGACAAACAAAGACGUAACUUCGUCAGUGCGGUAACGAGCAGGCUGUGUGCAUUGGACGAAGAAAAGACUUCAAAAUGCCCGAUGCAGAGAUGGGCGGGACAGUCGAGAACGUUCGGGUUGUGGUGCGCCUGCGCCCUAUGGAUCAGCGGGAAAAAAUUGAUGGCACCUACAAUUGCGUGUCAGUUGAUUCUGUAAACAACACCAUAGCAGUCACACGGAGCAACGUUUCUCCGCCGGAUCCGCCAAGGAUUUACGCCUACGAUGCCGUUUUCGAUAGCAACACGAGUCAGAUGGACAUCUACCUUCAAACAGCAAGUCCGAUUGUGGAAGAAGUUCUCAAAGGUUACAAUGGCACGAUAUUUGCUUAUGGGCAGACGGGCACGGGCAAGACGUACACAAUGGCGGGAAGUAAUUCCGCCCCAGAGUUGCGGGGCAUCAUUCCGAACUCAUUUGCACACAUCUUCAGCCACAUUGCUAAAGCAAAGGAUGAUGAGAAAUUCCUAGUAUGCGUGACAUAUUUGGAGAUUUACAACGAGGAAGUACGAGAUCUACUUGGAAACAAUCCGCACCAGAGUUUGGAAGUCAAAGAGCGACCAGAUAUCGGUGUCUUUGUUAAGGAUCUCACGGGAUACGUAGUCCACAACUCUGAUGAGUUGGAAAAGAUCAUGGCUGUGGGUAAUAAAAACCGUCACAUUGGGGCAACGGCUAUGAACAUAGAGAGUUCUCGGUCGCAUGCAAUUUUCUCUAUAACAGUGGAGAGUAGUAAGAAGGGAGCAGAUGGAAAGAUGCACGUCAAGAUGGGGAAGCUGCAUCUGGUUGAUUUAGCGGGCUCAGAGCGCCAAAGCAAAACCCAAGCAACCGGCACUCGGCUGAAAGAAGCAACGAAGAUCAACCAAUCCCUCUCGGUUCUUGGGAACGUGAUAUCAGCGUUGGUCGACGGCAAGUCAACGCAUAUCCCAUACCGGAACAGCAAACUGACUCGUCUCCUGCAGGAUUCCCUGGGAGGAAACUCAAAGACUGUUAUGAUUGCGACUAUAGGCCCAUCAGACACGAACUACGUGGAGACGAUCAGCACGCUUCGGUACGCAAACAGAGCGAAGAACAUUGAAAAUAAGACGCACGUCAAUAGCGAGCCUGGCGACGCUUUGCUCACAAGGUUCCAACAAGAAAUCGAUCAGCUGAAGAAACAACUGGAAGAAUCUGUGAUUGAUGUGGAAGGCGAUGGUGAAGAAGAACUUUCGGAAGAUACGGAAGACACGCUCACAGAUCCCGAGCUAGACGUCCUGGAUCCAGAAGAGAAGAAGAUUAAGAGAAAGAUCAGGAAAGAGGAGAAGGAACAAGCCAAGAGAGAGAUGGCACAUCAAGCCAGAAAAGUGCUGGAGGAGAAGAAGGCAGAGUUGCAGAGGACCAAGAGACAGCAAGAAGAGUUGAAGGAUAAGUUGCAACGUCUGGAAUCGAAGGUAUUGGUUGGAGGUGAAAAUCUUCUCGAUAAAGCGGAUACGCAACGGAAACUUCUGGAGCAGGCCUCCAAAGAGCUGGAACAGAGGAAGCUGAUCGAGCUACGUCUGCAAGAAGACCUGCAGAAGAAAGAGGCGGAAAGAUUGGACCUGGAAGAACGCUAUUCGAGUCUCCAAGAAGAAAAUGCCGCGAAGACCAGAAAACUGAAACGUGCUGUGCAGUUACUCAAUUCAGCAAAGGCUGAACUGGCUGAUCAACAACGUGAACAGCAGAGGGAGAUGGAAGGAAUCCUGGACGGGAUCAGAGCUCUGAAGAGAGAGUUGCAGCUCGCUGACUUAGUCCUCGACACUUACAUACCAAAGGAGUAUCAGACAUUAAUAGACCAAUACGUACAUUGGAACGAGCAACUUGGCGAAUGGCAGGUCAAAUGCGUCGCGUACACGGGCAACAAUAUGGCGCCGCAUCUCACGCACGUUGAGAAACGUCACGCACACAUCGAACCCCCAGAUCUAUCGGACCGGUAUCUCUCCUACACCGCAGUAGCUCGUUCGAGUACUCGUCUGGCGAGACCGUUAUCAGCAGUACCAAGACCACAUACAGCACUGAAACGGCAUUAAAAUUGUAUCCAUACAUUUAUCAGUUACUAACAUAGUGUAUGGUUAACUUAGAAUUUACAAAUCUAACAACGCAUCUAGUUCUGGAUUGAAUGUAUGUAGUUUUAUCGAUAAUUCGAAAGAUUCUGAUGAUUUUGAACUUGAACUUCGAAGAGAUCAUCAAAAAUCAAACAUUGUCAGCGGCUGAGGUUUCAAAUUAAUAGUUUAAAUUUUUUUAUUUAUUUAUAAAAACACUUCAUUGACAGGUGACCCUAAAUAGAACAAUAAUAAUAUACUUAACAGACGAAACACAAAAAAAAAUGAAAUUACAUAAUAAAAAAUACUAAGGCACUAACUACUACUAUAAAAAAUACUAACACUACUGUCAAGGUUAAAAGGUACCUCCUAAAAUACAUGUGCCUCAAAAAUUGAUUUUGUAUUUGUUGUUAAUAUAAUAAUUAUUUAAUUAAUACAAUUAACAAUUUUGCAGUCUAUUGAACAGCCCACAACACCACUAUUCCUAUAAAGUUCAAUUACGCCGUUGACAUAGUGAUUGAAGAGUCGAGGGAGUAGUAUUCUACCCUGUGAUACACCCCAUACUAUUUCUCGGAUUUAACGUUUCAUUUACAAUUCACUUGGCAUUUAAUAAAUGCCAAGUGAAUUGUAAAUGAGUAAAUAGAUGCAGUUAAUAAGCCGAAUAUAUAUUUUUACUGCACUCCAUGUCAUAAUCACAGUUUAAACUUUUUUUAUCACAUCAUACAUUAUCAGACGCGUUAGAUAGUUUUGCUCAAUUUUUGUUUGGCUUGUAUUAUUUUAGAUCUCAUUAUAAAUGCUAGUCACAUUCCUGUUUUUUUUAUUUUUUGCUUAUAAUAAGUAUUUUUGUAUUGUCUAUUAUAAUUCUUGGAUUAAUUUAGUGAUUAAUUCCUUGAUAACUUUGAUAUGAGGACGUAUGAUCCCGGCUUUCUUACGUAAAA